Molecule: messenger RNA, 2626 nt
Organism: Annulohypoxylon truncatum
Lineage: Eukaryota; Fungi; Ascomycota; Sordariomycetes; Xylariales; Hypoxylaceae
Exons: 4
Coding region: 563-2485 (640 amino acids)
Biological process (GO): transcription initiation at RNA polymerase III promoter
Cellular component (GO): transcription factor TFIIIC complex
Source: RefSeq, a predicted model, not a curated record
CUUACAUAUUGGACUAUCAAACAAAAAGAAGACAACAUCCCGAGUAUAUGAACAGAUGUGAAUUAUGUCAAUCAAAUUCCAUCCAAUACGUUUGACGACAGGUGCCACCCUGACACGAAGUUUGGAUAAGUGGCGCAAUGGGUACCUAGGCUGAAUUCUUUUCUCUAAGAUUUGUCGCACUAUGUUUUAUACUGUAUUCGCAUUUCAACACCAACGUUUUAGAGACCUCGUCAAGCUUUCAAGAAAGCAACCAGAAUGAAUAUACCUGAUAUGACAAACCAUUGUGCGACUUCAUUAUAGUCAAUCAAGAAGCACUUGCGUCAUAUACUCAGAGUUCAAAUCGUCAGAUUUAUCCUGAUUCUGUACGCUUGUCUCAUACUAUCAAUCAUAGGGUUACAGUUCCAACCAUAUCGCCACAGGGAUCUGUAUAAGUGCAAUACGAAGAUCGUGGGCUUCUCGGAAGUUGCAGCACGGUCUUUGUCCUCACUGCAGAUCAGAAAACAGAUUUCUGGAGUUGUCCACGAUACACACCCCAAGAUUACAUUAGCCAUCAGCCAACGUAAUGGAAUUGGAAUAUCAAUAUGUUGCUGAUGGCCAAUACGAUGUCGACGACUCGGAAGGCGCCCCUAUAUUAGAUGUGCCUCAGAGGAAAAUAGUUGCCAUAGAGCAUCCCUGCGUCCUGAUAAAUCUUGACAAAGGGCUCGAUACAUUCGGAGUGGAUCCAGACUUUCAAAAGCUUCUUGUCGACACGCCGGAGCCUACUUCGGUGCCUUUGUGGUUUAGACCUGAUAAUCCUACAUCAAAGCCUAUUGUGUCGCAUCAUGCGGCCACCAACAACAUCCUCCUCAAGAUAACUGUCCCCAAGCGGACAGGUAGGAAAAGGAAGCGGGGAAGCAAUGGCCCAUUCAUCGGUGACGUUGAUGUCACAAAUGGGACAGCCGCUACCGCUACAGCUGAUGAAGUGAGUUCUGUGAGCCGGCGUGAUCGACCUAAGUCUAUCCUCCGAAAGAUGCAAGAUAAUCUCGAUUACUACGAGAUAGAAGCCGUUGGGAAGGUCGAGGAUACUCACAGGUAUCGAGGCCUAUCUGACUUUCAAUUUGCCAACGUCCCAUCUUCGUUCUUGACGAAGACGGCAGAGAACCUGCUUCCAAUGAAAGUUUCAAAACUACGAGAAAUCAAGUUUGCUCCUGGUGUAAUAUCGGAUCCUGGACAAGAGAUCGUGCCCCCGCCACAUUUCACAGACCGGAUUAUUGGAUUUAACUACAACUAUGAGCAGAAUCCUAACACCAAAGUGGAAGGAGAUGAGAUGGGAAAUCAGAAAUUAAUCAACAUCCAAGGCAGGAAGAAGCACUCUUACGGUUAUUUUAUCAACCAUAAUACAUAUCCCGUACCUCAGAAACCGCGGCGAGAGCCAAAUAUGGUUAUACCGGGAUCAUUAAUGAGGCAGCUUCAUGCCUUGAUGGAAGAAAGGCCUAUAUGGACGCGCCGUGCCAUUCUUAACCGUGUGACAGGCAACUAUACCGAUUCAGCUAUGAGAAUAGCCCUCCAGCUUGUUGGGUAUCAGUUCAGGGGCGGACCAUGGCGAGAUGCCUUUGUCAAAUAUGGCAUGGACCCUCGUCCUGAUCCCAAGAACCGAGUUUACCAAACGCUCGCCUUCAAGUUGGAGAGAAAUAUAAUCGGCACAAAGAAGGUGCCGUGGGAGGUCGUCAGGAAAGGCCAAAUCAAAAAGCAUCAUAGGGAGAAUCGGAAAAGUCACAUUUGGGAUGGGGAAGACUACUCGACUGAUGGGAAAUUCUGGCAGGUUUGCGAUAUCACCGAUCCAUUUGUCCGCAAUAUGCUUGACCAAGCUCCCUUGAGGACUGAGUGUGACAUUGAAUCGGGAUGGUACUUCAAGAGUGCUUGGGUGAAAAUUAAAAUGAUCAUGAAGGUUAAGAUGAUUGCUAUCAAGAGGGGUCGAAUGGGUUCGGAUGACGAUCAUCCGCAAAAGCCUGGCUUCCUAUACAAUUCCUUUCUUGCCGAGAGGCUACGACAGUGGCCUGAUAAGACUGAGAAGCCAUUGGGUUUGACUCUCGAGCCAUUUUUACGCCCGAUCGCAGAUGUGGAUACUACAAGAAUUCCACGCAAACGCCGGCCUCCACAGCUGAAGCAAAUUCCCGGGUCUACUGCAGCAGGCACGCCAUCAAGCACUGGGGGCGAUAAUUUAAACGAUAGAGGCCUAGAUGGAAACAGCGACGAUGAAGAAGAGGCAAUACAGGAGAAUCCAUGGGAAGUUGAUGACCUAAUUUAUGAUCUUGAAGAUGACGACGGGGAUAUUGAUGGGGAUGUGGAAGAGUAUGAUGGCUAUUCCGACGACGACGAUGAUGACGAAGAGGAAGGUGAGGAUUAUUUAAAGGGAUACGGAUAUGAAACUGAGCAGGAUGAGUAUGAUGAGGAUGACGAUGUUGCUAUGAACGAUCACCCAACGGAAGAUACCUAUGAUGACUAGGUAGAUAGUCGUUGACUGCUGUACUAGGAUACCGGUCAAUGCAAGGGACCCAAGAUACCUGUAAUCAUCAUGCGUGCCACUCAACAUGGUUGUGUGUUCCGUGCAUAUCAAUUAUCUCGCCCACAAUAGCCUGCCAUUUAC